AUGGAUGUGUGUGGUCGUGUUAAUGGAAUGGGGAUGGAAUUAUUGAACCAGUCCAACUACAAGGUAUGGAAGACUUGUUUGGAGUCCUACCUUGUUGGUGAGGAUUUGUGGGAAGUUGUCAAUGGGAGUAACACAAAUCCUCCUGCUGAUGCACCGGAAAAUAAUGAUGCACGUAAGAAGUGGAAGCAGAUUAAUGCCAAGGCGGAGUUCAUCCUGAAGAGGUCCAUCUCUCCCAGUUUAUUCGAUCAUAUUAUAAGGUGUAAAUCAGCUCACGAAAUAUGGAGGACCCUUGAUCGUUUGUUCAACAAAAAGGAUGAAGCUCGGCUACAGAUUUUGGAGAACGAAUUGGCCAACACCAUUCAAGGUAAUCUUUCUAUUGCUGAGUACUUCUUGAAGAUUAAAAACUUAUGUUCUGAAAUAUCUCUAUUAAAUCCGGACGAGGCUACUUCUAAAGCACGAAUGAGAAGAAUUAUCAUUCGUGGUUUGAAGUCAGAAUAUAUUCCUUUUGUUACAUCAAUUCAAGGAUAG
This is a messenger RNA of Lycium ferocissimum, 528 nucleotides long. RefSeq lists its product as uncharacterized. The coding region runs from base 1 to 528 and encodes 175 amino acids. The record is from RefSeq and is a predicted model, not a curated record. Lineage: Eukaryota; Viridiplantae; Streptophyta; Magnoliopsida; Solanales; Solanaceae. The transcript has a single exon.